GGUGCCCCGGAGGACAGCGGGCUCGCUGGCACCGCGGCUGAGGAAGGGCGAGAGCGGAGAGGCAGCGCGGGCGAGCGCGGCCGGGCUCCGGUGUGGACUGUCGCAGCGAUGGCGGCCGUGAGGGGGUUAACCCUUCUGAGGAGGGCCGCGGGCCCCUCCGUAACCCCCUGAGCGUUCCUCCGCGCUGCGCGCAGCCGCUUCCCCUCCCCGCGGGCGGGCCGGCGCUGUCCCGGCACUGCAGUCGCCAUAGAGACCGUGCCGCACGCCAUGGGGCGGAGGCCGGGCCGGGGGGCGCCGUGCUAACCCCGCCACGCGCCGCGGGGCCCGCAGGGACUCGCCGUGCCGCCCCAGACCGCCCCGAGGAGCCGCCGCCGCCUCGGCCCCGUUCCAGUCACUGGUUAAAUGGAAGCCAUUCCUGGGAUCUGGAUGGUUUCUACUGACACAGACUUUGCAUAGCAGCUCCAUCACGUCAGGAGGUUGCAAUGAGUGGAGGAGGGGAGCAGCCUGACAUCCUCAGUGUGGGAAUCUUGGUCAAAGAAAGAUGGAAGGUGCUGAGGAAAAUAGGAGGUGGAGGAUUUGGAGAAAUUUACGAUGCACUGGACUUGCUUACUCGGGAAAAUGUUGCACUGAAGGUCGAAUCAGCCCAGCAGCCAAAGCAAGUGCUGAAAAUGGAAGUAGCCGUGUUGAAGAAAUUGCAAGGAAAAGAUCAUGUCUGUAGAUUCAUAGGAUGUGGAAGGAACGACAGAUUUAACUAUGUGGUCAUGCAGUUGCAGGGCCGGAACUUGGCAGACCUGCGUCGGAGCCAGUCUCGAGGAACAUUCACCAUUAGUACCACUCUGCGGCUUGGGAAGCAGAUUUUGGAAUCUAUUGAAAGUAUUCAUUCUGUGGGAUUCCUGCACAGGGACAUAAAACCAUCUAACUUCGCAAUGGGACGUUUUCCUAGCACCUGUAGGAAGUGUUAUAUGCUGGAUUUUGGCUUGGCACGGCAAUUUACCAACUCGUGUGGGGAUGUCAGACCACCACGAGCUGUCGCUGGUUUUCGAGGAACAGUACGAUAUGCAUCAAUCAAUGCUCAUAGAAACAGAGAAAUGGGUCGGCAUGAUGACCUCUGGUCCCUGUUCUACAUGUUGGUGGAAUUUGUGGUUGGGCAGCUGCCUUGGAGAAAAAUAAAAGAUAAGGAGCAAGUGGGCUCCAUUAAAGAAAGGUACGAGCACAGACUUAUGUUGAAACAUCUUCCUCAAGAAUUCAGUGUCUUUCUGGAUCACAUUGCUAAUUUAGAUUACUUUACAAAGCCUGAUUACCAGCUUCUCAUGUCUGUGUUUGACAACAGCAUGAAAACAUUUGGGGUUAUUGAAAGUGACCCUUUUGACUGGGAGAAGAGUGGAACUGACGGCUCUCUGACAACAACAACAACUUCAACCACACCUCAGCUACACACUCGUCUUACUCCAGCUGCAAUUGGAAUUGCCAAUGCCACUCCUAUCCCAGGAGACUUGCUGCGAGAAAACACAGAUGAAGUGUUUCCUGAUGAACAGCUCAGUGAUGGAGAGAAUGGUAUUCCUGUUGGUGUCUCACCAGAGAAACUACCUGGAUCCCCUGGGCAUCAACGUCCUCAGGAAAAAGAUGUUUGGGAAGAAAUGGAUGCAAAUAGAAACAAAAUAAAACUGGGGAUCUGUAAGGCUGCCACAGAGGAAGAAAACAGCCAUGGGCCAGCGAAUGGUAUACUUAAUGCCCCGAGCCUCGGUUCUCCGAUUCGUGUGCGCUCGGAGACCACUCAGCUAGACAGAGACGUCCCACUGGUGCGAAAGUUACGUUCAAUUCACAGCUUUGAACUGGAGAAGCGUCUGACGUUGGAGCCAAAGCCAGACACUGAUAAAUUCCUUGAGACCUGUUUGGGGAAGAUGCAGAAAGACUUGAAUGCUACGGCAGAGACUCCUGUUGCUGCUGUUCCUCCUCUUUCUCAGAAAACGCCUGCUCCUGUGGCUACCCGCAUGGACCAUGUUUGGCACUAUGAUGAAGAAUAUCUUCCAGAUGCUUCAAAGCCUGUGUCAGCUAGUUCUCCAGAACACGCUGAUGGUGUUAUUAGCAAUGGAUUUGUAGCUGUUAACUUAAGCUCCUGCAGGCAGGAGGUUGAUUCUAAGGAGUGGGUGAUAAUAGAUAAGGAACGGGACUUGCAGGACUUCAGAACAAAUGAGGCUUUAGGGCACAAAGCGACUGGAAGUCCCUCAGAUGAAGAGCCAGAGGUACUACAAGUUCUAGAGGAGUCCCCUGCAGAAGAGCAGCCCAGACAGGGUGGUUGGGCAGGAAACAAUGUCCAUGCCAAGAACCAGACCUCAGGCGUGGAGUUAGUUCUAGCCAUGGAGUGUCAUCCUCCUGCUUCUGAACAGCUUACAGAUAAAUUGGAACUUUUGUCAGGAGCUGCUGGACAGCUUGCAGCCACCCCUACAAGUCCUAUGGAAGCUCAAGCAGAAGGAGCACUCACUCCGCUCAACUCAUCUCAUACGCUGCAUUUCUCCACUCCAAGAAUAUCAAGUCCCAUUCUCCGCACCAUGAGCCCUAUAGCCUAUCUAUCCAUCCACUUGGACCCUCUGAAAGAGGCUGCUUUACCAAGGAGUCAAUCGGCUGAGAGCCACUCCUCUUCCUCCCGCUCAACUGGUCGUAGGCAGCUUCCUGUCAUUCCCUGUGGCAACAAGUUCCCCCCUGUCAUUCGCAUCUCAAAAGCACAACUUCAGCAGAUAACAAUACCCAGACCUUCAGUGGCAUCCACACAGUCUGCUUCGGAGAGCUUUCAUUAUGGCCACCAGCUGGAGAAAAGAGAGCAGGAUGUUCCAUCUAUGGAACACACCGUGGAACUUUCCUCUCCAAAGGAAAGUUUGCCAGGUUUGGUUGUGACAGAAGAUGCACUUCCAGCUAGUGCCAGCAGACCAGAUUUGGUACUUAAUAUCAACCAAGAGGUGCUUGACACAGAAGGACUUGUCAAAGAAUGUGUCAAUGUCCUGGACUGUGGCCAACAGGACCUACCUGAACAACAUGGUGGGAUACAGGAAGAGAAAGAACUUGAAAAUAUUCCUGUAGAGGAGGUUGAGGAAGAAAGGCUUCCAGUGGUUUCUGAGGAUGCCAUUGAAAUGCAAAGCAAAGAACAGAAUUCUUCUUUGCCAGGAAACUCAAAAUCCGCAGAGGAAGAACCUCUAACGAAUACCGAAGCUGCUGAAGAAUCAAAGCCAGGGCCUGUUGGUUUGAUGCCAAAUCAAGAUGAAGUUCUGAAAUCGAUAGCACCUAAAACAUCAGAAUUUUCCCCCUCUAGACUUACUAAUUCACAUGUUAAUAGACAGGCAAGCAAAAUAGCACCAGUUCAGGAAAAUGGUUUUCAUUCUAAUACGGAAGAAGUCCAUAUCCAAGACUUGAAAUGCCACCAAGUGGCCCUUACUACUUUUUUGCACCAGGAGGACAAAAAAGAGAAAAAUGCUCCCAGAAAUGGAGAAUUAUUCCACUGCAUUUCAGAAAAUGAGAAUUCUCAUCGAUCUAAGAAGGACUUAGUUAAAUCUCCUUUUGUAUUCAGGCAGAGCCGAAUCCCAGUUUUAGCACAAGAGAUAGACUCAACUUCAGAGUCCUCUUCUGUUUCAGCAAAGGAAAAGCUUCUUCUAAAAAAAGCCCAUCAGACAGACUUGGUCAGACUACUUAUGGAAAAGAGACAACUUAAAUCUUUCCUUGGUGACCUUUCAAGUGCCUCUGAUAAGUCACUGGAGGAAAAAAAGGCAGCUGCUCCAGUACCUUUUUCUGAGGAUGAUGUCUUAUCCUCAUUUUCUAGAUUGACACUGGACUCUCAUUUCAGCAAGCAGACAGAAGAUAGCUCUUUAUCUCCAAGCAGCCCUCAGUCCAGAAAAAGCAAGAUUCCAAGGCCAGUGUCCUGGGCAGCCACUGAUCAAGUCACCAAUUCAAAUUCAGCUCAAUUCUUUCCUCGGCCACCACCAGGAAAACCACCUGCUAGACCUGGGGUAGAAGCUAGGUUGCGCAGAUACAGAGUCCUAGGGAGUAGCAGCUCGGACUCAGAUCUUAUCUCACGUCUGGCUCAAAUCCUACAGAAUGGAUCUCAAAGACCCAGGAGUUCUACCCAGUGUAAGAGUCCAGGAUCUCCACAUAGUCCAAAAACACCACCCAAAAGCCCUGUCAUCCCCCGACGCAGUCCCAGUGCCUCCCCUAGGAGCUCUUCCUUACCCCGUACUGCCAGUUCUUCUCCGUCCCGGCCUGGGAGACCCCAUCAUGAUCAGAGGAGUUCAUCCCCACAUCUUGGGAGGAGUAAAUCACCUCCUAGCCAUUCAGGCUCCUCAUCUUCUAGGAGAUCCUGCCAACAAGAGCACUGCUGCAACAAACCAAGCAAGAAUGGUCUGAAAGGAUCUGGCAGUUCCUUCCACCAUUCCCCAAACACUAAGACUCCCAUAGGAAGGAGCAAAUCAACCACUAAGCUUAGCAGAUAGGAACUGGGCCUUGACAGGUAUAGAACCUCCUCCUAAAUCUGAUGCAUGUUGUGUCUGUGUACUGUGUAUUUAAAAAAAUAAUCAAAAAAUAUAUUUAAAAAAAAAAAGGUGUUGAAUCUGCGCUUUUAAAAGACAGUAAGCAUCAUAAACUAUUCAUAAGAGCAUUCUGUGUAAAUAAGUGGCCAGGCAUUGCCUAAGAGCAGGCAGCAAGCAGAUCCGCAAGAGGGGGAGUAGAGGCCAGGAUCAGAAUGACUAGGUAGUCGAAGAGGUGCAAUGUAUUUAGAAUAAAAAAUAUCUCUAAGGUGAGUGUUUUAAAAGGCUAUUUAUUUCUAUGGUUUUAGUUUACCUAGCUAGAAGAUUUGGCCUAAUUAUUUAAGGCCUUACAUAAUCAAGGAGUUUGUAAGAAAAACCUGUAAACGGUUAUUCCCAAAAUGACGACGUUAUCACGCUGGGAGAUAAGUACUGCUCAAGCAUGUCUUUGCAGUUUAAAAAAGCACACAGUUUAGAAGACGAUGGUAUUUCUACCUUUUAAGUCUCUUCCAUUUUGAGCUGCACACAUCUCCGAGUCACUCAGUGCUUAUCUUGUCCCCUGUCUACAGCAGCACAGAUUUUUUUACCUAAGGAAGUAUCAUAUACCUUGCCCCUUCUUGACACUGAUAACAUUAAAAAAUUAGUAUUAACAUUUCCCAAGAUGGUUUUAUAGAUGUAUUCUUUAGAGAUGUGUUUAGUACUAAUUAGGAUCUGAGAAGCUAGUUCUCAGUUCUGUAUCAUACACUUCUUUGGGAGCCACAGUGGGGCUCUUCAACCCGUGUUCAGUAGAAUCUGGAAAAGCAUUCCUGUCUAGAAAAUGAGACAAAGGAGGAGAUGUCUGCACUUCGCUGAAUGUUGCAGAUUUACAAUAAAUUGCAAUGUAAGUUAGAAAAUAAAUUAUAAACCUAUACUGUAGCUUCUUUAUUUUACCCUUAACUAUAAAAAGAACCCUUGUCAAUGCUGGCUUAUGUUUUUCCAUUAGUUAUGGAUCACUGAAACCACUGAGCUUACCAUGCAGAGUUGAUUACCAACCAAGACUUGCUUUUUUGGUUAUUUGUUUUAUAAAAAUUUGAAAGAUGAAACAGAGAUGGGGAGAUUGUCUACUUUGUGACCUUGGUAGGCUUUAGGUGACGGAAAUAUACCUAACACCCUUACAAAAUCCAGGUAAAACUAUUAGUCAUCAAAGCAAAAUACACAGAAAGCAGUCUGAGGUAUCUUUUAUGUUGGAUUCUUGUCAUUCAUUUGCCCAAAUGGUUCCUUGAUAGCCAAGCUUCAUUGCCUGUCACUAAAGUCCAUGGUGUCUUAAUUCCUCCAAUUUUGUUUCAUAGGUACUUAAUAAUCCCUUGUGCUCUACAGGAUCUCUGUAGGGAACAUAAUGGUACACCACCUUUUGCUAUACUAGGAAGAGAGUAGCAGGUUUGAAUAGUUAAAGAACACAAGCCUGAGAAGGGCGCAGCCAGCUCUCCCUAAUUAUCCCUGUUGUAGGGAUGCUGGAUGCAUAGGGUACUUGUCAGUUACUGAUCUGCUUGCUGUAGUCAUCUGCCUCUCCAGCCAGCAUCUGUGCUUUUUUAUUUAACUUCUGCCAAAUGAAUACCUUUGGAUUAUAAAGGGAAUAUUUUGUCUCUGAGCUAACACAUUCUAAUGCUGCAUUAAAGCUGCCCUGGAGCUGCACUGAAUUUCACUUGCAUUGUCAGACUAUGUUGAUUUAUUUUUUUUUUCCUUUUCUUACUACGAAUAUGUAUAUUGUUUCCCAUAUGUAAUGUAGCACAGUGUGGAACCUUAAUUUCAUUCAGGUUUCAAGCACUACAGAUGAAUGCAAUAGGUAGGAUAUACCUGCUUUUUUCUGAAGAAACUGUACCAUUAGAAAGUCUAUUCCUUUGUAUUAUAUUGUAUAAUAGGUGCUAUUCCAAUAAUUGCAUGUCCUCAUGGUAAAUUAUAUAAUAUAAAUAUUUAUAUAUAUACAUAUAUGUAUAUGCUUAUAUAAACUCAUUCUUUCUCAUUUUUCAUUUGUAAUUUAUGGACCACAGAUAAUGCAGUUCCCUUUCCGUUAGUUCCUGAAUACUUUUGGCAUUACAUUCUGUAUUUCCCCCCUAAAAUUUCUGGAAUGCACAAAUUCUAAUAGCCUUUAUACCUUGGUACAAGAUUGAAGGACUGCUCAUUUCUCAACCAGCCAAUGUUUUGUCUUGCAGCUUGUUUUUUUCCUUUAUAAUUUUGUGUGUGCAUUUGCAUAUGGAACAAGAACAGAGACUCAAAGGUAUUUUAUUUUUGGUUACAAACAGGACUUGUGGUUACUCAUUUUUAUUUCAUAAUGUGAGUUCUUAAUUGUUAUGAAUACUCAUCAUAUAGGAGCAGUGACAGUCAAUGAAUACCUAACAGAUGAAUGUGACAACAACAAAUUCCAUAGUUCUCUUCCUGUUUUCCUCAUGUUUCUUUACAGUAUUCCAUAAAAAGAAUUUGAUACCAUUGUGAUGUUUUUGCCCUGGGCACUGCUGGAAUUAUUUGUUAAAGUGGUGUGGAAGCAUAUGAUCAUUUUUCUUCUCGCUUAUUUCUGAAAAGUGUUUAUUAUGGUCUCGUAAGCUUAUUCCUACAUUAACAUGGUCAGUUUUAAUAGGUACCAACUUUAUGUAUCCUUGCCUGAAAUGCUGAAGUCGAGGUGUUUAUAUUUUUCUCUCGAGUGUAGCAGGAUCCAGAAACAGGUAAUUGCUUUACAGAUGAGAAAGAAUGUAACACCUAAGGCUUUUUUUUAUGUUGUCUUCAAAGUACAGAUGUGUCCAUUAUUACACAUUGCUAUGUAAAAUAAAUCAAUGCUGUAGAAAUUCACUUGUACUUGAACUACUUGCCAAUGUAAAAACAGUAAACUAUGCCAAACCAGAGAGAGAUUGAUUGAUGACCCAGGCUUCUUUCAGUGCAUAAAAAGGUAAAAGGACUGUACAUCCCCAGUUGCUUUUUGCUGUGGAUCCAACAGGAUCUGGUGAGAAAAUAAUGAAGAUAUGAAUGGAGGAUUGAUUGUGAAUAACUUAUCUUGAACUACCUGCUCUUCUGCAGUUUUUUAUUGCUUGAUACCCUCCCCCAAAUGUUUACAGAACUGCUUACUAUAGUCUAAUGUAGCAAUCAGUUAAUGUAGUUAGGUAAUGGUCAGCUGAUCAACUCAUACAUAAAUAUUAGCUUAAUAUUUCUAGAGGGCCUGUGUAAUCAUCAAGAACUCUGUAAGCUUCAAUAUUUGAAUAUGCAACUGACUGUGUAAAAAUACCAAUGUACAUGUGUGUGGCCCUUGUGCAGAGUGUGAAUGAAUGGUUUACAGAGGAUUAACUGCAACAAAUUUUCAGGGACGGGGAAGAUUUUUCUCCAUCGUACACAACAGUUACAGUUAUUCUGCAUAGCACGCAGCAGCUUACACAGGGAUUUCAGCUGGGAAACAACAUAAUUCAAGGAGCUGUUGCUUUGUCCUCUUCAAGCCUCCAUUUCUUCUUGGAGGGCAGUGCAAUGGAGCCAUGACAUGUAGCGGAUGCAGAUGCUGCACACGCAUUUCCUCUUUAUGGUGUUUCCUGUGUUGUAGCCAGCACUUUGGAGCUUUUUUUUUUGUUUUUUUUAGAGAAAUGGAGGCAUGAAGCCUUUAAAUUAAAAUAGAACUGACAUUUCACACAGACUUUUAUGCUGCAGUAUUGCAUGGUGUAAUCAAAGUUGCAGCCUCAAAAAUCUAUGUUACUAAACCUCAUUAAUAAUUACAAAUGUUAAGUAAAACCCUGUUAAAAGUAAUAGAUGGGGUACAGUAGAGCAACGCCAUCAAGUUGUAUGAUGCUAGGCACCUAUCUGCUACUUGAGCAGGGUUGGUAAACAUAGAAAAUUUCACUGCUCAAAGGGAGGAGCAACAUGAGCUCUUAACUGCUAGUUCUAUACAAUUAUUCAGGAUGCAGACUCCUGGGGAGUGACAUGGGGCAGUCAUCACAGCCACCAGCCACAUCCUAUCUUGGCAAAUUGGACAUAUUCUAGCCUUGAAGUCUGCAUGUUUGAGAUCAAGCUUUCUCGCGUACCUCACUAAACAGUCUCGAUGUAAAGGGGAGGAUCUGGUCCUUAUAUUUAAAAAUAGCUUGAAAUAUUUUUCAUCUGGAAAAGAUUUGCAAGAGCUCUAUCAUUUACAAUUUGUAGUAUUAUGGUAUUAACUAUAGCUGGGAAAACACAAAUUUGAUUUUAUAUAUAUAAAUACACAUUUGUACAUAAGUGUAUCUAUAUAUACACUUAUAGAGAUACUGUAUAUUAUAUAGAAACAUAUGUACAUACAUACAAAUGUGUGUAUAUACAUAUAGAAAGGAACAGUCUCAGCUAUUGCAUCCUGUUUACUGGAAUUCAUUUGCCAGAGUGAGAGGAGCCUUGUUAUGUCUUGAUUUUCUCUGAUCUCCUCUUCAUCUACCAUAAUUUUGCUAUGAUCUAAUUCUGAUCCUGUGUCUUUUCCAUAUUACAAGGCCUGAUCCUAUAGCCCUACUUGGGCAAAACUCCCAUAAGUCCUUCUUAUUGCAGUAACAUUUAUGCAAUGGUUGACUAUAAUGCUUCUAAGUAUUUUCUUUUUUAUCUUCAAUGAGAAUGUAGACAAGGCCACUUACAGUACAGAGUCUUUCCUGUAGACAGAAUUUUUCCAUAAUGAAUUGGAUGAUUUUGCAGAACACUAAAAGGCAACAAUUCUGGUAAGAAGAAAGUGAUUAUUCCAAUUUCUUGUAAGGAUCUCAUGGCAAACUAUGGCUAGGGAUAUGCACCUCCAAUUUUUAUAUAGAAGUUAAAUGAGAGGAAUCCUCUGAAAAGGAAUGGGAGAAUAAAAGAGAGCUCAAAGUCAAACUGCUUUCUCAUUAUAGGCCUAUAAUAUAUUGAUCUUAGUUUUUUCAUGCAGGACUGAUCCUGUGAGGUGAUGAGAGCUAUGCCCAUCUUGUCAAUUCCAUGAGCAAGGGGCUACUUAGAUGUCUUAGGUUAACACCACGAUUCCCUGUGGCACAGUCUCUCUAUGCUUUUCCACUGUAAGGAGUGGUCAUAGAACUGUCAGCUGUAUAAAUAAAAUCCUUGAUGAUUAUCCAUGAUUCCUUUCUGCAGCUGAUAAAAGCUUUGGAUGCUCAUUCCUGUUUCUGAAACUUGUCGAACAGUCUAUUCUACUUCCUUUAGCUAAUCAAGUAGGCAGUGAACUGAAGGAUUUUGUUUGCUGUUUUGCUUUUGGCUCAUAUGUCAUUGGUUGCAAUUACUGCAAUUUUCAGUAACCAGUAACGCUGGUAAAAGGAAGCGAGGUUCAGUGUUUUGACUACAUGCAAUACAUAGGCACGGGUCAUGCAUUUCUUAGCUAAUACAUGCAAAUUGCAUAAACACACAUUUCACACAGGAAUACCUCAGCUGGCUGCUUGAUGCCAGUCUUUCUUUCCCCUACAUAGAACAUUUGUAAAAGAGAAUGAUAUAAAAGGCAGCCUGGAUUGUGUGUAAUAAUGGUCUGGAAUUACCUUAAGAUACUGUCAAAUGCCAAAAAAAAUUAAUACUCAUUUUCCUAUGGCUUAAAUAAUCAGGCUUUUAAAUACUAACCUUUGAGGGGUUUGUUUUGUUUUAAAGGAAGAAUGCACAGGAGUGCUGUUUUGAAGUCUCAUGUAUUAACUUGGCAAUCACUCUAGCCAUCCAGGUUUGAACGUGCAGGCUGAUUUUACUCUCCAUUGUUUAGUAACACAUUCUUUCUUAACAGUAAUAGUGACAAACCCGAAUGUUAGCGUAGGUCAUUGAUGUAUUUUGCUUCUGUUUCUCCUCAACAUGAAGAGGUUGGAUCCUUGGGAAUUCUUGCUGUUCUUGUGCAGGUGAAAAUCAGUGUAGGAUCUUAUUAAGGUUUUUUCCCCUGUUUAGGGACUGAAGGAAUAAACUCACUCUACAAAUAGCAUAUAUGAAAUUGCUGUAUUUUAAAUUGGAAAAUGCAUAUUUUUUUAUUACUAUUAUGACAUGACAUGCCUUUUGAUCUCUACUUUUCUGUAAGAAUUACUGCUGAGAGCUGGCUUUGGCCAAGAGUACAAAGUGGUUUCUUUUAAAACAAUACUCAUGAGGUCCUGAUCAUCCACAGCUGUCUGUGGGAAUUCAGCUGGAAUUAAUUUGAGUUACAGAUGUUCGUUUCCUUUUGAGAUCAUUUGAUCUUUGGCCUAACUUUUAUAUAAAGGACCUAUAAUGACAGCAGACCAGCAUGCUUCAAAUGAUAGAGUGUAAUUAGUUUGGUCUGCCUGGCUUCAAAUCCUUUUAAACCUGUAUCUGCUGCGUGGAAGGCAAGGUCAUAAAGGUUCGACACAAGGUGAGGUGGGAUUUUUAUGGCUAUUUCACAUCUUUUUCCUAUGACUAGAGAUCUGGGUUGGCUGCCUAGCAGCCUCUUCUGCAUCCUCUUUUCUUUCUGUGGCUAGAAAGCAAGAUACGAAAUUCUUCCCCAGCUUUUAUUUCUGUAGAGGCAGCGUGGAGAUAAGCUGCAGUGCUUGUGCUAACUGAUGUCGAUUUUCAAAUGCUCACCUAUGAUUACCCAAACCAGUAAAUUAAGGAAAUCACCAGCAAUGCCUUCAGACAAGUACUGACUUUUCGAAGCUGCCAAACAAUGGCUGCUAACUAAAAUCUCUGGGCAAUACCACAAAGAAUGAAGUCUGUGUACUAAUUAAAAAUACAAUGUUGUCACCCCCAAAGAAAUUAAGUAGUCAGUAGUAAAAUCUGCAGCAUGAUUAAAUUAAGUGGAAAGUAGUUCCAAGAUUGUUUGUUACCAUUGAGGAAGACAAAUGUUGAGUCCUUCAAAUUCUCUUGCUUCAGUAAUCGCAGUUCUCUUCCCCUCCUUGGAAAUCUUCUAAGCCAUUCAUUACCUUUUAAUUUUGCUCAGGCACUCAAGAACAUAAAGAGUUAAUGCCCUUGUAAUGGUCAUUUGUACAUAAAGUUGUAAUUAUUUAUUUUCUCAUUUGUACCAUAUCAAGGCUUUGUACAAUGUUUUAAGUUUUGUUUUCAAAUUAUUUUGUAUUUUAUUUUUAUAAACUGGUUCUAAAUAAAAUAUUCAUUCAGCAUGCAAAA
This is a messenger RNA of Strigops habroptila (Kakapo), 11546 nucleotides long. It is a transcript of the gene TTBK2, whose product is annotated as tau tubulin kinase 2. The record is from RefSeq and is a predicted model, not a curated record. Gene Ontology annotation, molecular function: protein serine/threonine kinase activity; ATP binding. The transcript is spliced from 16 exons. Gene Ontology annotation, biological process: signal transduction; cilium assembly; peptidyl-serine phosphorylation. Bases 483 to 4475 code for a protein of 1330 amino acids. Lineage: Eukaryota; Metazoa; Chordata; Aves; Psittaciformes; Psittacidae. Gene Ontology annotation, cellular component: cytoplasm; ciliary transition zone; ciliary basal body.